AUGAAAGGCGAUCCCGAGUUCGUCAUCCUAAAGUACCAAUCGUGGCUGGACACAGAAAAGUUCGAAAAGCAAGUCGUCGGCGCCUUCGUGAAACACUACCUCAACCCCGGAUGGGAGUACUGCCCCGUCCAAGAAGCACAAUGGAACAAACUCAACUUCACUGAAGGAUGCCUCACCGACUUCGACCUCACCAACAGCAAGGGCGACGGCGUCUCGGCCACCGCCUCGCUCGGGUCCGUCGCAGGGUUCAACAUCAACGCCGAUAACGAGGACAAGGUGCAUCUAGAGGGAAAAUUCAUCCGGUUCAAGCGGUUGCUGCAGCACGACCAGUUCUUCGAAGAGCGCAAAGCCGACCCGGCAGUUGCGAAGACGGUUCCCAAGUGGAUGAAGUGGCCGUAUCUUAAACCUGUGUGGGUGGUGGUGGGCAUCAUGACGUGCGAAGAUGUUACGAUUAACUUUGAAAAUAAGCAAGAAUUGCAGAUUGAUGGGCACGUUGAGGUCCCGAUUGGAGAAAUUACUGUGGCGGGAAUGCCACUUGGGGAUGUCGCGAAUCCAAAGGUCGGCGCGGGAACGCACAAGAAGAAGGCGACGGUCUUCAAGGCCAAGUCUGGUAGGAACCAGAUCUUUGCGCUGGAACUGAGAAGGGUGACGACGUCCAAGUUUAGGUCGCAGGUGCUGAAGUUGGGCGAUUCGGGACCGGAUGUCCAGGAUGGGAGAUUAGCUGCUGAUGAUUCGGAUUCAGAUGAUGAGGCGCUUCAGGAGCUUAAGAAGCCUGUUGCGGUGGAGGAACUCAUUCUUGAGUAG
Messenger RNA from Pochonia chlamydosporia 170, 804 nucleotides. RefSeq lists its product as hypothetical. The transcript has a single exon. NCBI's taxonomy places the organism in Eukaryota, Fungi, Ascomycota, Sordariomycetes, Hypocreales, Clavicipitaceae. Bases 1 to 804 code for a protein of 267 amino acids. The record is from RefSeq and is a predicted model, not a curated record.